AUGUCAUUCAAUGAAAUCCUCUCUUCAAAUGUCGAGGAGACAUCUGUUGAUGUUAUUGGUCAUGUAAUUGAAAGGGGUGAUGUAAAGGAAACUGAAAAUGAGGGCAGGAAGAGCAAAGUGAUUGAUCUCACUUUGCAAGAUUUGGAGAACAACCGUUUGCAUUGCUCUCUUUGGGGUGAACAUGCUGACAAAAUUGUGAGCUUUUUUGUUAACCACGACAACUCUUCUCCUGUUGUAUUGAUAUUGCAGUUUUGCAAGACACGCAAAUAUUUAGGUGCAAUGGGGAUUGUUAAUGCGUUUUAUGGGACUAAAUUGAUACUUAACGGCGAUUUACCUGAAGUUUCUACUUACAUCGCAGGGUAA
Molecule: messenger RNA, 363 nt
Organism: Medicago truncatula (barrel medic)
Lineage: Eukaryota; Viridiplantae; Streptophyta; Magnoliopsida; Fabales; Fabaceae
Exons: 4
Coding region: 1-363 (120 amino acids)
Source: RefSeq, a predicted model, not a curated record